Molecule: messenger RNA, 1893 nt
Organism: Cajanus cajan (pigeon pea)
Lineage: Eukaryota; Viridiplantae; Streptophyta; Magnoliopsida; Fabales; Fabaceae
Gene: TBL35
Product: TRICHOME BIREFRINGENCE-LIKE 35
Cellular component (GO): Golgi apparatus
Molecular function (GO): O-acetyltransferase activity
Source: RefSeq, a predicted model, not a curated record
ACCAACAAUCAUUCUAGAGUUUAUGUUGACUAAACAAUAAAAAAACUGCACCUCCAGUUACGAUACAAGUUGCAACUCGCAAAUGCAACACUAGCACAGGAAGCAUCCACUCCUUGUUUUGUUCAAACAUCAAAUCGAAGCUUCUGAUUCUGUCAUUCUGAGCACAACCAAGAUUUGGUUUCCUUGUAGGGGAAAAUCAAAAAUCAAAUCAAAAUCAACUACAACCCACCAUGCGGAAGUGGAAGUGGAACAGAAAGAAACCCCCCAUUUUCCCUUUGCUUGUGCUCAUCUUACUGUUAUUCAUAGCCUUCUCAAUCCUCCACAGUGAACACACCAUACAACUAAUCCAUGAAAACCCAGAUCAUGGUCGUAGCCACCAAGAAAUUUCUCCAAGUACCCUUGUCAAACCCAACCUUUCAGGUCACUUCAAGCGAGCUCCAGAGGUUUUGGAUAGAUUCAGUAGAUGCAACUCCACUGUAGAGUAUAGUGGCCGGAAAAUUGCUUGGCUUGGCGAUUCUCGGCAGUCCGGUGGCCGGAGUGUGAGGCCGGAAAGUUGUGAUGUUUUUUCAGGCAAAUGGGUGUUUGAUAAUGUAUCACAUCCACUGUACAAUGAGUCAGAUUGCCCUUACAUGUCUGACCAAUUGGCUUGUCACAAGCAUGGGAGGUCUGAUUUGGGGUACCAGUAUUGGAGAUGGCAACCUCAUAACUGCAACUUGAAGAGAUGGAAUUUGAAAGAAAUGUGGGAGAAGUUGAGGGGUAAAAGGCUAAUGUUUGUUGGAGAUUCACUAAAUAGAGGGCAAUGGAUAUCUAUGGUAUGCUUAUUACAAUCAGUAAUUCCUGCUGACAAGAGAUCAAUGUCACCAAAUGCCCAUCUCACUAUUUUUAGAGCAGAGGAGUAUAAUGCAACUGUGGAAUUUCUCUGGGCUCCCCUUCUUGCUGAAUCUAAUUCUGAUGAUCCAGUAAAUCACAGACUAGAUGAACGGAUAAUUCGUCCUGAUUCAGUUCUUAGGCAUUCAUCACUGUGGGAACAUGCUGAUAUACUUGUUUUUAACACAUACUUGUGGUGGAGACAAGGCCCAGUCAAGCUAUUAUGGACUGAUGAAAAAAAUGGAGCCUGUGAAAAAUUGGAUGGGCGAGGAGCCAUGGAGUUGGCCAUGGGAUCCUGGGCAGAUUGGGUAUCUUCUAAUGUUGAUCCCAUCAAGAAGCGUGUAUUUUUUGUGACCAUGUCACCAACUCAUCUCUGGAGCCGAGAGUGGAAACCAGGAAGUGAGGGAAACUGUUAUGGGGAGAAGGACCCCAUUGAUUUUGAGGGCUAUUGGGGAAGUGGUUCUGAUUUACCUACUAUGAGCACUGUGGAGAAGAUCCUAAGCAAUUUGGGUUCAAAAGUUUCUGUCAUCAACAUUACUCAACUAUCAGAAUAUAGAAAGGAUGGUCAUCCUUCAAUUUUUCGUAAAUUUUGGGAACCCCUUCGGCCUGAACAAUUGUCAAAUCCCCCAUCUUACUCUGAUUGCAUACAUUGGUGCUUGCCUGGGGUACCUGAUGUAUGGAAUGAGUUACUAUUCCAUUUUUUGUAGUAGUUACAAUAUUUAAUUUUCUUCAUUGGUAUUGCAGCCAAUCUCAUUGUCUGCAUUUUGAAGAGUAGCAAAAGCUGCUGCUUCCAUUAGUUGUUUACACACAAUGCGCCACUUUAAAACUUGGCUUCACGUAGAAAAAGGAAGGGACAAAAAACUAAGGUAGUUUGUUUGUUUUGAUUUCUUUUUGAAUGUGAUUUAUUCCACUCUCUAUUUCACCUCCUUUGCACAUUCUUAUGAAAUGAUUUUUAAGUUGUUUGACCAAGAGUGUUUGGGACAAUUGUAAAAGUUUGAUUAUUUCAAUAAUCUAUUUUAUGUACAA